Molecule: messenger RNA, 742 nt
Organism: Adelges cooleyi (spruce gall adelgid)
Lineage: Eukaryota; Metazoa; Arthropoda; Insecta; Hemiptera; Adelgidae
Exons: 3
Coding region: 82-540 (152 amino acids)
Source: RefSeq, a predicted model, not a curated record
UAUACAAUUUUUUAGCAACGUUUUCCAACAAUAUAUAUAUUAAUUUUUUUCCCAUUUAUUAACGAUCCAACCGAGAAUUGUAUGGAGAACAACUUGUUCAUUCUGUUCCCGAGCACAACCUCAACUGUGAUAAAUAAAAUGGACUUGAAGAUAACCGUUUUGUUAAUUUCGCAUUUUUUAUUUGUUGCUAACUCUGUGCUGGGCAUGGGUGCAUACACCGAGGAAGAGAUUCUUCAAUUAGCUUACGGAGAUUGUCAAACCAUGUAUGGAUUAGAGGAACACCGCACUUUGACAAAAAAACAAUUUAUUGCGUUUGUGGGUGACAACGAUGUCAAUACAGAAGCUGUUGCUGCUUUCUUUCGGACAUCAAACGCUAAUCGUGAAGAAGAAAAUACCAUAAACUAUGUUCUUUUUAAAAACCUUGUAAAAGAAGUUUGCAGUGCAAAUCACACCGAUGUAAUUACAUUCAUUACUACCAGAUGGGCAGAAAUCGAUGGUUCUCGGGAACAAGAGAAUACUACAGAAAAUAUUGUUAUCUAAUCAUAAUAUCCUAUUUAUGUUAAAACCAACCCGUUCUUUUGAGUUCAGUAUGGUUCAUACAUUAAAUAUACUACUAGUAUUUAAAUUUUGUCAAAAAUUUUACAAAAUAAUACAAACAAUUCUACAGUGUGCGAAAUUGUAAAAUGUUAAGUUUUAUCAAUAUACAAUGAAAAUAUGUUUAAUAUAAAAUUGUUGAAAUUAA